Molecule: messenger RNA, 3312 nt
Organism: Spinacia oleracea (spinach)
Lineage: Eukaryota; Viridiplantae; Streptophyta; Magnoliopsida; Caryophyllales; Amaranthaceae
Product: plasma membrane ATPase 1
Exons: 22
Coding region: 238-3129 (963 amino acids)
Biological process (GO): proton export across plasma membrane
Cellular component (GO): membrane
Molecular function (GO): ATP binding; P-type proton-exporting transporter activity; ATP hydrolysis activity
Source: RefSeq, a predicted model, not a curated record
AGUAAACAAUACUGAAUUACUGAGUACUUCAAACUUACUCUUAUAAGGGAGGAGAGAGAGUGAGACCCAUUUCUUGUUUAUCAUAUCAACUGUUACUGGCUUCGUUUCCACUUCUUUGGAAUUUGGUAUUGUUGCGGGGUUAUCUCACUUAUCUGGCUUUUUUUAUGGUUAUGAUCUGUAAACUGGGUUUUUAGGGACCAAAAAAAUUAAGGAAAGAAGAAUUGGGUUCAGAGAAAAAUGGCUGAAAAGUCUGAAGUUUUGGAAGCAGUGUUGAAAGAAGCUGUUGAUUUGGAGAAUAUACCUAUAGAAGAGGUUUUUGAGAAUCUAAGAUGUAGCAAAGAGGGUCUUACUAGUGAUGCUGCAGAAGAAAGGUUAACAAUUUUUGGUCCCAAUAAACUUGAGGAGAAAAGGGAGAGCAAAUUCUUGAAGUUUUUGGGGUUUAUGUGGAAUCCUCUAUCAUGGGUUAUGGAAGCUGCAGCUAUUAUGGCAAUUGCUCUUGCUAAUGGAGGGGGUAAGCCUCCUGAUUGGCAAGAUUUUGUGGGUAUCAUUACAUUGCUUGUAAUUAACUCGACAAUUAGCUUUAUCGAAGAGAAUAAUGCCGGAAAUGCAGCAGCUGCUCUUAUGGCUCGUUUGGCUCCCAAAGCUAAGGUCUUACGUAACGGGAAGUGGAAUGAAGAAGAUGCAGCAGUUUUGGUUCCAGGUGACAUUAUUAGUAUCAAAUUAGGGGACAUUGUUCCAGCAGAUGCUCGUUUAAUGGACGGUGAUCCUCUUAAGAUUGAUCAGUCUUCGUUGACGGGAGAGUCUCUUCCUGUUACAAAAGGCCCAGGUGAUGGUGUAUACUCUGGUUCUACUUGCAAACAAGGAGAAAUUGAAGCCAUUGUCAUUGCAACUGGUGUGCACACAUUUUUCGGAAAGGCUGCCCACCUUGUUGAUUCAACCAAUCAAGUUGGUCAUUUCCAAAAGGUGUUAACGGCAAUAGGGAACUUUUGUAUCUGUUCAAUUGCUGUUGGGAUGCUAGUAGAAAUUGUUGUUAUGUAUCCUAUUCAACACCGUGCAUAUCGCCCAGGGAUUGACAAUAUGCUUGUCCUUCUCAUUGGAGGGAUUCCUAUUGCCAUGCCCACUGUUCUAUCAGUCACAAUGGCAAUCGGUUCACAUCGCCUAGCCCAGCAGGGUGCCAUUACAAAGAGAAUGACUGCAAUAGAAGAGAUGGCUGGUAUGGAUGUUCUUUGCAGUGAUAAAACUGGAACUUUGACGUUGAACAAGCUUACAGUAGACAAAAAUCUGAUCGAGGUAUUUGCCAAGGGAGUGGAUGCAGAUACUGUUGUUCUGAUGUCUGCUCAAGCUUCCAGGAUAGAAAACCAAGAUGCAAUAGAUGCUGCAAUAGUUGGCAUGCUAGCUGAUCCUAAGGAGGCUAGGGCUGACAUUCAAGAGAUUCACUUUCUACCGUUCAACCCCACCGACAAAAGAACAGCAUUGACUUACAUUGACAGGGAUGGUAAAAUGCAUAGAGUCAGCAAAGGUGCUCCAGAACAGAUUUUGAAUCUGGCUCACAAUAAGUCAGACAUAGAACGAAGAGUUCAUUCUGUUAUUGACAAGUUUGCUGAACGAGGCUUGCGUUCACUUGCUGUUGCGUAUCAGGAAGUUCCAGAGGGGAGGAAAGAAAGUCCUGGAGGUCCAUGGCAAUUCAUAGGUCUGAUGCCUCUCUUUGAUCCACCAAGACAUGACAGUGCAGAUACUAUAAGGCGGGCUUUAAAUCUCGGAGUAAGUGUGAAAAUGAUCACUGGUGAUCAACUGGCAAUUGGAAAAGAAACUGGUCGUCGCUUGGGCAUGGGUACCAACAUGUACCCUUCAUCGUCUUUACUUGGGCAGAGUAAGGAUAAUUCAAUUACCUCUUUACCGAUUGAUGAUCUGAUUGAAAAAGCGGAUGGAUUUGCCGGCGUUUUCCCUGAGCAUAAAUAUGAAAUUGUCAAGCGAUUGCAAGCCCGGAAACAUAUUUGUGGAAUGACUGGUGAUGGAGUGAAUGAUGCCCCAGCUCUUAAGAAGGCUGACAUUGGGAUAGCUGUUGCUGAUGCAACAGACGCUGCUCGUAGUGCUUCAGAUAUUGUUCUUACUGAGCCUGGUCUCAGCGUUAUCAUUAGUGCUGUAUUGACAAGUCGAGCAAUCUUCCAGAGAAUGAAAAAUUACACUAUUUAUGCCGUUUCUAUCACUAUUCGUAUCGUGCUUGGCUUCAUGCUAUUGGCUCUCAUAUGGAAAUUUGAUUUUCCACCCUUCAUGGUUCUGAUCAUUGCCAUUCUCAAUGAUGGUACCAUUAUGACCAUAUCAAAGGACAGAGUGACGCCAUCUCCUUUGCCAGACAGCUGGAAGCUGGCUGAGAUUUUUGCUACGGGAAUAGUCAUUGGUAGUUACUUGGCUAUGAUGACUGUGAUAUUUUUCUGGGCAGCAUACGAGACUGAUUUCUUCCCGAGGAUGUUUGGGGUUUCGCACUUGAACAGACAAUCAGCUACCGAUGAUAAUGCACGUUUGGUUAUCACGCACAAGCUUGCAUCUGCUGUAUACCUUCAAGUCAGCACAAUUAGUCAGGCGCUUAUAUUUGUUACUCGAUCUAGAAGUUGGUCUUUUGUGGAGCGCCCUGGUCUAUUGCUAGUUGGUGCUUUCAUAGUUGCUCAGCUGGUCGCUACUUUGAUUGCGGUAUAUGCAAAUUGGGCGUUUGCUGCAAUUGAAGGAAUUGGUUGGGGUUGGGCUGGUGUCAUUUGGCUGUUCAAUGUCAUCUUCUAUAUCCCACUUGAUUUUGUCAAAUUCUUCAUCCGUUAUGUUCUCAGUGGAAGAGCUUGGGAUCUCGUCAUUGAACAAAGGAUUGCCUUCACAAAAAAGAAAGAUUUUGGAAAGGAAGAACGUGAGCUUAAGUGGGCUCAUGCACAAAGAACUCUUCAUGGACUACAAGCACCAGACCCCAAGAUGUUUACCGAUCGAACAAGUUACCAUGAACUCAAUCAAAUGGCUGAGGAGGCCAAAAGAAGAGCUGAAAUGGCUAGGUUGAGGGAACUUCUUACCCUGAAAGGGCACGUGGAUUCUGUGGUGAAGCUGAAGGGGCUCGACAUUGAGACAAUUCAGGGAUCAUACACUGUCUGAGGUUAAACAAAUGGUUAUACAAUAGCAUUAAAUAUGAAAUGCUGAGCGUAAAGAUUAGUACAGCAUGUAGUUGUGAGUUAGCUUUUUUCUUUAUUUUUUUUCUUCUUUUCAAGCUACUUCCUUAUUCGUGUAACAUGCUCUUACUAUUUUGAAAUGAAAAGUUCUUCCAUCUAUUUUCGUCCA